Molecule: messenger RNA, 3575 nt
Organism: Rana temporaria (common frog)
Lineage: Eukaryota; Metazoa; Chordata; Amphibia; Anura; Ranidae
Gene: NEMF
Product: nuclear export mediator factor
Exons: 33
Coding region: 132-3344 (1070 amino acids)
Biological process (GO): rescue of stalled cytosolic ribosome; ribosome-associated ubiquitin-dependent protein catabolic process
Cellular component (GO): RQC complex
Molecular function (GO): tRNA binding; ribosomal large subunit binding
Source: RefSeq, a predicted model, not a curated record
CUACCGCCACUAGAUGUCGCACAGUUUUCUGAACGCUCUUACAGAAUUGAUCCCUGUGGCUCGCCGUGCCAUGUGAUGCAGGAAGUGUAUGGCCGCUUGUAGUGAGUGCAGCAGAAGAGGGAGCUGGCAAUAUGAAGAACAGAUUCAAUACCAUAGAUAUCCGGGCUGUCAUCUCAGAGCUGCAGGACAGUUUCCUGGGCAUGCGCGUGUACAAUGUCUACGAUGUGGAUAACAAGACUUACCUCAUCCGCCUGCAAAAGCCAGACUCUAAAGCCGUAAUUCUGGUGGAAUCCGGGAUCAGAAUUCACACCACAGAGUUUGAAUGGCCCAAGAAUAUGAUGCCAUCUGGGUUUGCAAUGAAGUGCAGGAAGCAUCUGCGCUCCAGGCGGCUGGUCAGCAUUAAGCAGCUUGGAGUGGACAGGAUUGUGGAUUUUCAGUUUGGCUCCGAUGAUGCCGCUUACCAUCUCAUUGUUGAGCUCUAUGACAGGGGCAACAUUGUGCUCACAGACCACGAGUAUCUCAUUCUUAACAUCUUGAGGUUCCGCACAGAUGAAGCUGAUGAUGUCAAAUUUGCGGUUAGAGAACAUUAUCCUGUUGGCAACGCCAAAGGCCCCGAACCUCUUAUUACCAUGGAGAGGCUAAAAGAGAUUGUAGCAAACGCUCAAAAAGGAGAUCAGCUGAAGAGAGCCCUCAACCCACAUCUCCCUUAUGGAGCUACACUGAUCGAACAUUGCCUUCUGGAAACUGGAUUGUCUGCUAAUGUCAAGGUUGACCAGAUAAGAGAGGAAACGGAUUUUGAAAAAGUUAAUCUGGCGUUGCAGAAGGCAGAGGAUUAUAUGGACAAAACCAUUAAUUAUACAGGAAAGGGCUACAUAAUACAGAAGAGGGAGAAGAAGCCAAGUCUGGAGCCAGAUAAGCCAUCUGAAGACAUUCUAACCUAUGAAGAAUUCCAUCCAUUUCUUUUUGCCCAGCAUAUCAACAGUCCGUACGUGGAAUUUGAUUCCUUUGAUAAGGCUGUUGAUGAAUUUUACUCCAAGCUGGAAGGUCAGAAGAUUGAUAUCAAAGCUCUUCAGCUGGAAAAACAAGCUCUUAAAAAGUUAGACAAUUUCCGGAAAGACCAUGAGAAUCGCCUGGAGUCACUGCACACUACUCAGGAAAUAGACAAGUCUAAAGGAGAACUGAUUGAAAUGAACUUGGACAUCGUUGAUCGAGCGGUGCAGGUCGUGCGCAGUGCCCUGGCCAAUCAGAUAGACUGGUCGGAGAUUGGACAGAUCGUGAAGGAGGCACAAAUCCAGGGGGACCCUGUUGCUCUUGCCAUCAAAGAGCUGAAGUUGCAGACUAAUCAUAUUACCAUGCUGCUUAAGAACCCGUUCAUACUUUCUGACGAGGAGGACGAAGAUGAAGAAGAGUUAAAACCAGAGUCGGAAGAGCCAAAAGGAAAGAAGAAAAAGGGUAAAAAUAAGCAACAGCCAAAGAAAACGCAGAAAAACAAACCGGUUCUUGUGGAUGUGGACCUCAACCUGUCGGCAUACGCCAAUGCCAAAAAGUACUAUGAUCACAAGAGGAAUGCUGCAAAGAAAACCCAGAAGACAGUGGAAGCUGCAGAAAAGGCAUUUAAGUCUGCAGAAAAGAAAACCAAACAGACAUUGAAGGAGGUGCAGACCGUCACCACAAUUCAGAAAGCCAGGAAGGUGUACUGGUUUGAGAAGUUUUUAUGGUUUAUAAGCUCGGAGAACUACCUGAUAAUAGCUGGGCGAGAUCAGCAACAGAAUGAGAUAAUUGUCAAGAGGUAUUUGCGGCCUGGGGACAUCUAUGUUCACGCAGAUCUGCAUGGAGCGACCAGCUGUGUCAUUAAGAAUCCUACAGGUGAUCUAAUACCACCUCGUACCCUCACGGAGGCUGGCACCAUGGCAGUUUGCUAUAGUGCUGCUUGGGAUGCCCGAGUUAUUACCAGUGCCUGGUGGGUUCAUCACAAUCAGGUGUCCAAAACCGCACCGACUGGAGAGUACCUGACAACAGGAAGCUUCAUGAUCCGAGGAAAGAAGAAUUUCCUCCCUCCUUCCUACCUGAUGAUGGGGUUUGGGUUUCUUUUAAAGGUGGAUGAGACUUGUGUUUGGAGGCAUAAAGGGGAGCGCAAGGUGAAACUGAAGGAUGAAGACCUGGAAAGUGUGACGGGAAGUAACUCGGAGCUUGCAGCAGAAGAAACUGAGGCUUUAGAGGCCCCAGAAGAUGGAAGUGAAGACAGCAGUGAGGAGGAACAAGAAGAGGAAUCGCACGAUAACGACCUGCAGGAUAAUUUUGCAGAAGGGACAGCUGAGGUCACAGAGACAUCAGGCCAUGAAGAAUUCAAAGAAGAUGUACACUCAGAGGAGGACAGCGAUAAUGAAAGCUUACAUUCUGCAGAAGACAACCACACCAAUAAAGAGGAGGAUGGAGAUGAACAGACGGACUUCCCUGACACCUCCAUAGACCUCUCACAUCUUCAGACAAAGAGGACCAUGGCCAAGCCAGCAGCUGCAGAGCUUGCGCAACCUCCAGCUGCGAAUGACAAGUCAGUUGGUUGCAAACAUUUAUCAGCUAAAGAAAGACGUGAACUGAAAAAGAAAAAGAAACCGUAUGAUUCAGAAAUAUCUCAACCGUUGGAAGAUGCAGACAAGAUUGAUAAGACGACUGCCAAGUCUCUUCCACAAGAGGGCGCCGUGCAGCCAUCGGUAAAAAGAGGGCAAAAGAGCAAAAUGAAAAAGAUGAAAGAGAAGUAUAAAGACCAAGAUGAUGAAGACCGAGAGCUUAUCAUGCAGUUGUUGGGGUCUGCAGGGACCAACAAGGAGGACAAGGGGAAGAAGGGAAAGAAAGGAAAAGAAAAGGAGGAAACCGCAAAGAAGCAGCCGCAGAAGGGUAAAGGGGGCAACAAGCCUGCAAAGAAACAAUCUGGAGGGUCCACGGAGGUCUUUAUAACACAGAAUUUAGAAGAAAUGACCUUGGAGGAGCAGCAGGAUGAGAAGGAUGAUGCAGAUCAGGAUGCCGCAGGAUCAGAGGAAGCAGAAAAUCUUUUGAACUCAUUGACUGGUCAGCCAGAUGCAGAAGAUAUCCUGCUGUUUUCUGUACCGGUCUGCGCACCUUACACUGCCUUGAUCAAUUACAAAUAUAAAGUUAAACUAACUCCAGGAACACAGAAGAAAGGAAAAGCUGCUAAGACCGCACUGAACAGUUUCAUGCAUUAUAAGGAGUGCUCUGCUAGAGAGAAGGAUUUAUUACGCAGCGUGAAGGACACGGAUUUGUCCAGAAAUAUGCCUGGAAAGGUGAAAGUGUCGGCUCCCAAUUUACUUAAUGCCAAGAAGAAAUGAGAGUCCCAGCAAAGUGGCUGUGCAUAAUGUACAUACAAAAUUCCUCAGGAGCUGCAGAAAAUGGAGGUGAAACCGCUACAAAUUGUAAUUGGGCUCCAAUGUAAGAAACGGCGGGGGUUUUUUUUUUUAAUCAGCUGCACAGAUGAUGUACAAAAUCCUAAAAGAAAGAUGAUUGUAAACAUUCUGAAUUGUGAGUUAAAAUGGAUUGCCACUGCAAUGUAACUGCAGCCA